Molecule: messenger RNA, 1617 nt
Organism: Cercopithifilaria johnstoni
Lineage: Eukaryota; Metazoa; Nematoda; Chromadorea; Rhabditida; Onchocercidae
Source: the annotation of a GenBank genome assembly
AUGUUGUUCACCAUUUUGGCGUGGUUUAUGGCGUUUUGGAGUACUAUCAAUUUAUUGGAUUAUUUCCUUCGCUUAUUUCGUGUACCUAUAUAUAUGGCAUUUGUUGAGCGAUAUGAAUUAGUUGUUACACUUUUCCAGAUUCGUUUUGUUCCUAUUCGAUCAUCAUACACGAUACUUAAAACACUUGUACAAAAUAGCCCACUCUCGUAUUUACUUACAAUUUGGUUUACUAUUGGGAUUAUUUUGGGCAUAUUUUGCUCAUUUGGAAUUACCCUGUAUCUUUCAAGUAGUUUUAUGAUGGAAAUAAGUUCAUGGUGGUUCGAACAUUUCCAUUCAUUAUCUUCGGAUGGUUCAGUUAUGAAUGUUUACCAGAUGGAAGCUGCAACAAUUAGGAAGAAGUUCAUCGAAGAAGACAAAGGUUUGAAAUUUGUAAUUCCUGGCUGGGAUAUUCCAUGGACACAAGUGCCGUUAUAUGUUGGAAUUUUAUUGAUCGCAGCGUUGAUCCAUGAAAUGGGGCAUAUGUUAGCGGCAUCAAGUACUAAUGUUCCGGUUACAAGUAUGGGUUUCAUCCUUCUCGCCAUAUAUUUUGGUGCUUACGUUGAAAUUGAUGCUGCUGCAGUGCGACGUUUAUCUUCUAUACAAAAACUAAGAAUUAGUUGCGCGGGUGUAUGGCAUAAUUUGGUACUUGCAUUAUUUGCUUGGAUAUUUUACGAGUCUACUUCCUUUAUUGUUCUGCCAUUGUAUAUGUCUGAUGCGGGCGUUUACGUUAGAGAUAUUCAAAGGGAUUCUCCUCUAUCGGGACCACUUGGUUUACAGAAGGGCAAUGUUAUCCAAGUAAUAAAUGGUUGUACUGUAAAUAAUAUUAACGAUUGGAAUCACUGUCUGAAGAUAAUGAAGUAUACUAAUUCGGGAUUUUGCGUGCCAGACGACGUAAUUGCAGAGAAUAUUGCAGAUGAGAUGCAGUUGGUGGAGAAUGAAUUAGACUGUUGCCACAAUUCAACAUGGAAUAAUUCAGCUUCACAUAUGUGCUUUUAUGUACGUGAUUGGAUGCACAACUUCCCUAAAAGACAAAGUCAUGAAUUGUUGGAGUAUUUUUCGGCGAAAAUAUGCGCAUGUUUGCCAGCGAGGUAUGUAACAGAUUUACCGUCUUGCAGUUCUACUGAUAAUUGCACAAAUACAAGUCUAACUUUGGAAACCACCCAUUCAUCUUGCGUUUUUCCUGCUCUUCUGGGUAGCAUGUCAUUCAUGAAAAUUUCAAUUGGAAAUGCAUCGCGAAUAGUUCUCUAUGUAGGCUACGUUAAGGAGUUGGAAUUUGAUGUGCAAGUGAGUAAUUACGUGCCACGGUUACCAAUAUCGUCAGCAGUGAUACCUUACUUAAUUGAGCUUGUGGCAAAGUAUCUCUUCACAUUCUCAUUCGCUUUUGCUGUUAUCAACGCGGCACCUUGCGUUUAUCUUGAUGGGCAAUAUAUUUGCUCGAAUUUUGUGGACUUCAUGUUCAGUAAGCUCAGACCGAGGAGACGACGAUUUAUUAAACGAAUGACUUUGAUAUAUGGAACGACACUCUUGAUUGCAAAUUUCAUCCUCGCUUUGCGGAAGUUAUAUAAACAUGCUGUAUAG